This is a messenger RNA of Anopheles aquasalis, 1531 nucleotides long. Its product is annotated as leucine-rich repeat protein soc-2 homolog. Gene Ontology annotation, cellular component: extracellular matrix. The record is from RefSeq and is a predicted model, not a curated record. Lineage: Eukaryota; Metazoa; Arthropoda; Insecta; Diptera; Culicidae.
ACAUUAAAAAAUCAUUUGGGAAGAAAGCGUCACUUCAUUUUGCAGCAAUGUUCGAAAAAGUGUUCCUUUUAUUAAUGAUAAUAACAUUUUAAUAAUGAUAUUUGUAAUCAUCCAGUGUCGUUAUCAUAAUUCACAAGUGCUAUGCAAUCGAAAAUCGUUUCUUCCUAUAUAAUGCCUCUUUAUACACGGCUUGGCGUUAGUUGUAGCAACCAGGCAUAUUCGUGAAGUCGUGAGCCUAGGGUGGUUCAGCGUUGUACUUCUUCACGUUACAUAACUGUAUCGCAACGUUAUGUCAUUCUUUACUAGCUUACUGUGGAUAAUGAUUCUCACUCUGUCGCCAAACGCAAGAAGCGAUAUACCACCUUUUUCUUAUGUUAUAGGAAAUGUUUCGUGCACCAUCAAUAACCUCGUUAGUGAAGAAGUUGUUGGAAAUUACAGCUUUCUAACAAAUAACAUUGAAGAGCUCAUCUUUAGCAAUGCUUCUAUAGCCCAGUUAGACUUAACGGUUCCAUUAUCAAUAAUCGAUCCGUGGAAAGUUUUGAUCAAGAGUUCUAAUAUGAAACAACUAGUUUUUCCCAGUGAAAUGAGAGCUAGUGUAGUCAAGUUAAACAACGUCGAUGUUGGUGACAUAUAUUUUAACGAAAAUAAUCACCUACAAGAUUUCCGCGCUGAUAAUAUCUCGCUAACACAGGUUCCGACCUCUGUAGUAUACUUACAUACAUUGGAUAUACUGUGGUUCACUCACUCACCAAUUACAACAUUUAGCUUUGACUUGCUUGAAAAUUCAUCUCUAUCACUGCUAUACAUGGUUGCCAAUAAGAUAGAAUCUUUAACAAUAAGCCCUGAUAUUAUAUGUUGUAAAAAAUUGGAAGAAAUAUUCUUGUCCGGCAAUCAGUUGAAACAGCUCGAUCUUGCUAUUUUUUCACUUAUGGUUUCUUUGAGUUCGAUUUUUCUCGAGGACAAUCAGUUAAACGUAAUUAACGCUACCAACAUCUCGAUUGACCAAAAAGAGAAUAGUUCGAAACCAUUCGGAUUAUCGAAAGCACUGGAAGACCAAUUUUGCUCAUGGAAUGGCUUAUACUCUAAUCAAAUUCAAAACGAAUCAUUUAUAAUAUACCCUCGAUUAUUAAACUGUACCGACUUUUACGCGAAUCUCAUUUCUAUUCAUUUAGCAAGGAACCAAAUUCAUAAAAUCGAUUUCAACACUUUUAGUCUUAUGAACAAUCUCAACUCUAUCGAUUUAUCAAACAAUAUGCUAUCAGCAUUGAUAAGCUCAAACAAUAAAGUGCCUUUAAGAUUAAGUGAGCUUUUCGUUUCCAAUAAUAAUAUUAGUGAAGUUUUUUUGAAACCGCUUCCAAGUUUGAAAGCACUAUAUCUUCACGACAAUAAUAUUAUGCAGUUAAAUAUGAGUUCCUUGCCGCAUGAUUUAGAUUACUUGAACCUGAUCAAUAAUCCCCUUGAUUGCGAAGAACUUCCACAUAUGAACAGAAGCGUGAAUCUACCUACAGUUGGUCCCUUCACCGAAUGCUAG